Molecule: messenger RNA, 1476 nt
Organism: Alternaria postmessia
Lineage: Eukaryota; Fungi; Ascomycota; Dothideomycetes; Pleosporales; Pleosporaceae
Exons: 1
Coding region: 1-1476 (491 amino acids)
Cellular component (GO): membrane
Molecular function (GO): glycosyltransferase activity
Source: RefSeq, a predicted model, not a curated record
AUGCGUCAUGAUUUCUGGGACGAGAAAACUACGUACUAUGGGCCGAGAAGACAUUCUUCUCCUGCAGGACAAAGGAAACGUAGCCGGCGUGCGGGACUUUUAGGGAUCGCAGUCUGCUUUCUCGUUGUCUACCAAUUUCUCUUGCCGCAGCAAAACGAGACCACUGUCCAUCCACAAGGCGCCAACGAUACAUCUAGCUCUGGGUUGUCCUCUGCACAGCAAAUUUCUCAAGGCGCCGAAACACCAUUGUGCCCGGAAUCGCCAAUCGCAAACGAUGUCCUGGUAGUUCUUCGAACAGGGGCGACAGAAGCCCUUGAGAAGCUACCGGUUCACUUCGAGACAACACUUCGUUGCGUGCCAGACUAUAUCGUCUACUCAGACCUCAAAGAGGAGAUCCAAGGCCACCAGAUCCACGACGUUUUUGAAGGAAUCAGCGACGAGCUUAAAGCUUCCGCACCAGAGUUCAAACUCUACGACCAUCUCCGCACACAUGGCAGGGAGGGUUUGAAAAACACCACGCAUCUAGGAAGUGGCCCAGGUGGUGCGCUGGAUAACCCUUCAUGGAAACUUGAUCGUUUCAAGUUUCUCCCCAUGGUAGACAAGGCUCUGCUGUACCGUCCUAAUGCGAAGUGGUUCGUGUUCAUCGAAGCGGAUACUUACAUGGUUUGGCAAAAUAUGCUCGAGUACCUGCGCCAGUUCGAUCCCGACCAGCCGUUAUACAUCGGAAAGCACAUGUACAUUGGACAAACCUUGUUCGCUCAUGGAGGGUCUGGGUUCGUCUUGUCGUCCGCUGCUAUACGAAAAGUAACUGAACAACGAAAUGCCAACCUCGCCGAAUAUGACGAGUUCACAACCAAAAGCUGGGCGGGUGACAUGGUACUAGCCCAGGCCUUGAAAGACGUUAAUGUAGACUUGUUUGGGGCAUUCCCCCAUUUCCAAGGCGAUCCAGUUUCAUCACUCGACCACAAUGUAACGAAGCUCGACAAAACACCCUGGUGUUACGCGCCGAUCACCUACCACCACAUGCGGCCAACCGAUAUCCAAAGCCUAUGGACCUUUGAGCAAACACGUCAGCAAAUUGGCAAGACCCCACCCCUCCACCGCGAUGUCUUCCAGGAAUACAUACUCCCCCAGCUCUAUGCCGAAGUUGAUGACUGGGAUAACCUAUCUAUGGACGUAGAGGUUGACGACACCGGCCCCUUUGAGGCAUGCGAGUUACUCUGCCAUUCCAAACCAACCUGUCUCCAAUUCUCCUAUGCCGCAGGGAAAUGUUCGACGUCUACGAAAGUCGUGCUCGGUGAAAGUGCAAAGAUGCGAUGUGUGGAGUAUUCUGAUGCGGCGAGUAAAUGUAUUCGCUGGCAAGAGGGCACACAAUUUGCUGGCUCGAUUCAGUCUGGGUGGAUGAUGGAUCGGCUUGAGCAGUAUGUGAUGGAAAUGGAUAGUACGUGCGCUGAUGAGGUGAAGUGGGUUAUUUGA